Messenger RNA from Pocillopora meandrina, 4669 nucleotides. The record is from the annotation of a GenBank genome assembly. NCBI's taxonomy places the organism in Eukaryota, Metazoa, Cnidaria, Anthozoa, Scleractinia, Pocilloporidae.
AUGGUAGUCAAAGACAGCCAGCUCGUGCUGAAAAUUCGAGGUCCACCCAUCGGACAAAUCGUAAUUCGGUGCCAUGAAGACACCAUCGAAGUGAAAACCCACUUGAUUCACUAUUCUCAAGGCCGUAGAAAAGUUGAGAUUGUCCGCGAAGAAGUUUCACCGUGCAAUUGCUCUCUUAUUGAGAUGGUCAUCGCUGACAAAAUGGAAAAAUGUGCUCGUAGUUAUGGCUUUCAUUUCGAGACAAAAAGUGAUAAUGCCUGGUGUGUUGCAUCACAUCUGCUUGAAAAUGCAAGGGAUAUUUCAAUGAGAGUAAGUGUUUUUUCACUGUAGGCAUAAAACUUGUUUUUCAAUCAUCAUGACGAAUCCUUGUUCUGCGACGGUUCAUAUGCUAAAUGUAAAAUCCGGCUUACCAAUAUAACAAAACCAAAAAUAUGACUGGGUUAGAGUAGGAACCUUUCUUACCGCUUUCUAUGCUUACCUCAAGGAUUUAUGCAUUACACUGAAGAAACCUAAAAUUUGGUCGUCUUUUAAAUUAAGGAACUUCUCCUUUUUGCCUAAACCCCAUAGCAGGAUCAGAAGUUAUCUUUGGGCUGUCGUUAUAGUUUUUAAUUCGUUCUGAUCUUAGGAACACCAGCCGCUAGAAAUGCAGCUUAAAGCCGAACGUCCAGGCCGUAUUUCUCCCCUUCCAACCUUGCUUUCCAGAGAGUCGUUUCUUUCGGAAUCAUCAACACAAAAAACAGAUUCCUUGAGUAUUCCCUCAACAUGUGAUCUUAGUACUCAAACAGAGCUUAGUGACUCUCAUGAGUCUGAAGAUCUGGUGGAACCCACUUCAUCAUCCAGUGAAGUAAGUAUAUCAUCAUCAUUACCACAAUCGUCAUCGUCAUCAUCAUCUCCUACCUCAUCAUCAUCAUCCUCCUGUGAAGAAGGUACUGAUGAGGUCUCCAGAAGGUCAAGGUCAGAGCCGGCAGAGAAAGGUAAAUUAUCAGCGAGUUCCAUCUAUUCGUGUGGUUUCGAAUUGAAGAAACGAGAUAAAGAAGCUCCAAAACGUGCAAAAUCGGAGGAAGAAAGAUCUAGCAUGGCUUAUUUCAGUGUUUCAGAGUUCAACGAUAGUAGCAACGAUGCAGAGGAAGGACAGAUAAAUCAACCACCACUCGUUCCGCCAUUAACCUUGAGGGUUCAAACGGAAGGCAAAUUACGUGAGAGUAAAGAAAACCUGGAUAAGUGUAUUCAAACCGAUGUUUGGCUAGGGCAUUCUAUGGAUGAUGAAGUUGAUGGUGCAGUAAAAACUGCUUCGUGCGGUAGUUCUGCAAUCCAAAACUGUCAUCCUUGUUAUUCCUCAACUGGAUCUGCUGAACCACUUUUUCAAGGGGAAGGUGGUCUAUCCGACAACCUUCCACGAAUUACUGACCAGGUGGAGCGUCAUGGUGGUGCUGCUGCCUCAACCAGCUGGUGCAAUGAUGUUACGGAUGAAAACCGAAGAAAUAGAGAACGUAAAGUCGAUUCUAAGUCACUGAAGAUAUCUCAAGAGAGUAAAGACAAGAGUAAAGAGCAUCUAUCAGUAAAAAGUCACAACACAACGCCUGGGAAAUUUCUAGGCUUAAAAGAUGGAGGACAGGAUCCAUUUUUCUCUAACAGGAGCCAAGGUUACGAGAAUCUCGAAUCGGUUAUUAACUGGAACGACGCAAAGCCUGAGAGGGUUAAACCACGAGAUGACAUGCAAAACACCGUAGAUAAAAAAGAAUCAAAUUCCUUUGGUAUAAGGCCUUGCUUUCUUGCUCGCCACACAGAUGACAGUAGCAUUACCACUCCUAUCGAUGACAUAGAGAAUACAGCGGAAAACGCCAAUGGAGGGUCUUCCAACACCUUCUCAAGGCAUCAAGAGUCAUCUUUUUUCACUACUGAGCAAGGCUAUCAGGCUACUUACGCCUUUCAAGCACCCUUGUUUCAUUGUAAAAGUUCAAAGGUAUCUGCUAAAGCACAAGGUGCAAAUCCUCAUGGCCCCUUCGAUCCUAACCCUGUAGUUUGGGAUCUACCAGUGCCUGCUCGUCCUCUACUUUCUCUUCCUUGCAACGGAUCGGAGCACCUCCAUACCCUUUCCUGCGAUGACACGCGAAUUGUAGUGAUACCUCCGCAUGCUUUGAUCGAUGGUGACUCGCUGCUGGCGCAAACACCCCUUUUACCACAGCAGAGAAAAGUCAAGGAUCAACGUACCGAUCCUGAAGUACAACGGGAGAAAAACUCUGAUUUCAAAGUGAUGAAUGGAAAUCCUGCAUGUUUAUCUAAUACCAGUUCAAUUGCACAAGGUCUGAUCUCCCCAGAAAUGGAAAUCUCCGCUCUACCACAAGCAGCCAUGAACAGAAAUCUAACAUGGGAAACAAGAACAGAUGCAGAUCAGGACACUGCUAACCAAGGGCCACUGGGUGUCUUGAACGAAACUUCACCUCUCUCAAAUGAUGAUUCCUUAGCUGACCUAGAGCGACGAGUAGCCGAAACCUGUUCCUUUGUCCGAAAAAACUUGAAAAGAAAGGAAGAAAACGAAAAAGCAAUGAAGGAAAAGGAACGAAGAAGAAAAGAAGAGCGGGUCAGGAAAGAACAACAAGCACGUGAAAGAAGAGAAAGGGAGGCAAGUGAAACAAGACAAGCGGAACGCAGGAAUGACAGAGAAGAAGUCAGCAACCCGAUAAGUGGUGGAGAUGGAACACCUACGCAAACCUCCGCUGAUGUCGAGGGUCGACAAUGGCUCUGUGAACAUUAUAAGCGGCUCUGUCGCGUCAAGUUCCCAUGCUGCGGAAAGUUCUUUCCUUGUCAUCGUUGUCAUAACAAUUCUGGGUGUUCAAAUGAUAAUUCCAAAGCAAGAGAGGCGUGUUAUGUUGAGUGCUCGGUUUGUGGCCAUCAACAAGAGGUAUUUAGACAUAUCCUUUAUUCAAAAUUUCACAAAUCUGGAAAUAAAGAAGUUAUAUUCAGACUAUAUGCGAUUUGCUCUUAAUGCUUUCUUGUUUUUUAAGAUCAACCAGGACGCCCAAACCUGUGCCAGAUGUAAAACAAAGUUCUCGGCAUAUUUCUGUUCUAUGAGUAAACACUUCACGGGCACAGACAAAAAUCCAUAUCACUGCACAAAAUGUGGUAUCUGCCGGUAGGUGAAACGAUAUCCAUGGCAAAAUUGUUCGUUUUUCGUUUGUUGGAUGAUAUUCUUUUUUUUACAAAAGAGUAAGGGAGUAAUUGGUCUGCUUCAAUAUCAAGUGUUAUCGUAUGAAUGGAAAGAAAACUGUGGCGCUAGCCUAAGCACGAGAGCAACGCUUAAUAAGAGAGAGACAAGCCCUGAUCGAUACGCAUAUGAAACUUAACACCGCCAUUGUUUUCUCCUCCGUCUUUGCGAAAUCGUAUUCAAAAGAUAUAUCAAAUAUCAAUUUUUGCUUCCUCAUAGGCAUCAGGAUUUCAUUCUGUAGAUCGAAUCGAGUAGAAAUAUAGGGUUUUCACUUUGCUUAAGCAACUUAUUUUCUUUAUGAGUCAUGUUAAGUUUGCUCGAGUAUUUACCUGCGAAGUGAUGUUCCUGUUUUCGCUUCAGCAUCUUCAAAGACCGCUCCUUCCACUGCGAUGUGUGUAACGUCUGUCUGGACAAAAGGCUGGAAGGCAGACAUUCUUGUCGAGAAAAUUCAGGACAUGAUGAGUGCUGCAUCUGUUUGGAGGUAGUGACUUACUUUUCGCAUUAACACGGUGUUGCUGCAAUAUUUCCAGAGAAGGGGAUUUCUCUGUCUUGUUCGUUACAAAUCGUUUCUUGAUAUGAAAUAGGUUGUUGUUCAUCGUGGUAGUUGGAUGAUAUCAUAAGUUUGUUCUGUUGUCUCACCACAAGGUCACUUGAUGUAGAACGCAACGUUUCGAAUGCUUACUGCAAGUCUUCUUCAGAAAGCAGUCGAAACGUUGCGUUCUACAUCAAGUGACCUUGUCGUGAGACAACAGAACAAACUUAUAACAUCAAAUCGUUUCUUGUUUGUCGUGUCUACCUGUUAAAUGAUUGUCAGUGUUUGCGGAUUUCGUCAUCAGUUCUACUGCAUUAUUAAUAUUUUGUGUUCUCAUAGCGUUGUGAAACAUUAUGUUAUUUGUUGUGUCCUAUCUAUAAAUUUAGUUUUGUUGGUCAAUGUUUAUGCUCGGUUAAUAUAAAGCAACUACACAGUUUUCACUGCCGUUAUGUCUGGAUUCCAUGGGAUAAUGUCUCGUCGUAUCGUAUCCACAUUGGAAUGUUUUCCUUUCUGCUAUUGCAAGAGUAUGGAUUUCAAAAAACUGUCUAAAGACAUCCGUGACACUAGUUGCACACAAAAUCGGCCCUGCAAGAGGAAAUAUUGGCCAACAGCUUUUUCCCAUCUGCUUUAAUUAUAGUGAAAAGUGAAAUCUAGAAAAUGUAAUGUUUGAGAAACAAAUCCAGCAAGAUACUAAGAGAGCACUUGAGUUUUCUUUAGCAAGGUUCUGAGUACAAAAGAAAGCGUUUAAUGGAAUUAUUCGAAUAAGAAAUGAUUUUAAAAGUUAAACUGUUGGAUAAUACCUGUAAAUACUUUUACUUAAUGGACGUUUGGAACUUUUUUUUCAGGACGCAUUCAGCGGUUGUCAAAUUCUGCCAUGCUCACACAAGGUUCAUAGAGAGUGUGCCAUUGCAAUGAUACAGAAUGGCGUGUAA